Anopheles marshallii is the source of this 768-nucleotide messenger RNA. RefSeq names its product parkin coregulated gene protein homolog. The record is from RefSeq and is a predicted model, not a curated record. The transcript is spliced from 4 exons. NCBI's taxonomy places the organism in Eukaryota, Metazoa, Arthropoda, Insecta, Diptera, Culicidae. Bases 1 to 768 code for a protein of 255 amino acids. Gene Ontology annotation, molecular function: Hsp90 protein binding; Hsp70 protein binding.
AUGGCAAAAUCUGCAUCCUUCCUGUUCGAGGUCCGGCCACGGUCGGCCAUGGUUAAAGCGAAACCCGUCCGCAGUGUGAAAAGUGCUUCCGCUGCGAUGCGACCCGUGCCAGCAUUUUCGAUCGAAUCGCUCCAGAAGAACACCUACGUAAUGGGGCCACCGAAGGCGCAGAAACAGCGAUACAUGAUACAACCGAAGGCGACCUCCUUCCGCAUGUACUACGAGCGGGGCGAUCUGCCAAUCAAGAUGGAGUAUCUGACCGGUGGCGAUAAGAUUGCCUGGACGGUCGACAUCGAUAAGCUCGAUUACGGGCUGUAUCUGCCGCUGUUCUUUGACGGGCUGUCGGAAACACGCCACCCGUACAAAACGUACGCCCGGCAGGGCGUCCAGGACCUGUUGGCACACGGUGGCGACAAGAUCUAUCCCGUCAUACCGCAGCUAAUUAUUCCGAUUAAGAAUGCGCUCAACACACGCAACGUGGAAGUAAUGUGCGUUACGUUGAAAAUUAUUCAGCAGCUCGUAAUGUCGUCGGAUCUGAUCGGGCCGGCCCUUGUGCCGUUCUAUCGCCAGCUGCUGCCCAUGUUUAAUGCGUACAAGGUGAAAAACAUCAACUCGGGCGAUGCCAUCGAUUACGGCCAGAAGAACAACAUGAACGUGGGCGACCUAAUUGACGAGACGCUGCAGGUGCUGGAGCGGCACGGUGGCGAGGACGCUUUCAUCAACAUUAAGUACAUGGUACCGACGUACGAGUCGUGCUAUCUAAAUUAA